Didymodactylos carnosus is the source of this 528-nucleotide messenger RNA. The record is from the annotation of a GenBank genome assembly. Lineage: Eukaryota; Metazoa; Rotifera; Eurotatoria; Philodinida; Philodinidae.
AUGUCAGCCAUAUCUACACUCGUCGGAUCGAAACACGUAUUCACAACACCAUAUCAUCCUCAAACUAAUGGUCAAACGCAGCGCUUCAAUGCAACAUUUGCCACUCAGUUAGCAAAAUAUUGUAAUGAAGAAAAAUCGAAUUGGGAUGUCUACUUACCUUCAAUCGUGUAUGCGUAUAAUCACGGUCAACAUCGUUCCACGGGAUUCACCCCGUAUCAAUUGGCCUUCGGACGACAACCACGAAACCCCUUUGAUCGUACAAGAACAGAUUUUAAAUUCUCUCGUCCAAAUGAUUAUUGGAUACAAGUUCAACAAUUUAAAACACAUGCUAACAAGAUGGCUCGUUUCAACAUCCAACACCACCAAACCUUGACAAAACAACGUUACGUCCAGAAUCGAAGCAGCCCAUCCUACAACAUUGGCGAUUUAGUUUGGCUUAAGGUGUUAGUUGAGCGAACAAAAUUAGAUGAACGUUACCGUGGCCAGUAUCAAAUACUGAUAAGAUUACUGCACUCAAUUACAUGUUAG